AUGAAUUCCCCUAAACAUAGUACGGAAUACAUAUCUGCUAUUAAUGUUAAACAAACCAGCGAUGAAGUAUACAAAUUCAAUUUCAGCACAAACGACGGGAAAAAAAACUCCUGGUGGUAUAUAUUCUGCCUGAAAUGCCGUCAGAAGGAAGUGGGACCAGGAUGGGAGCCGGGAUGUUGGCCAAAGACUUGCCCACAUCCUUACUGCCCUUCGUUCCGGCACGUGGCCCGGAUCCUGGCGCUACUCGUCACCGUUACGCUGUGCUGGGGUGUGGUGAUGGCCGUGAUGGGUUCGACCGCUAAACCGGGCGGCCAGUUGUUCAGCAUCGCCGUGCUAGUGGUGUUUGCUUACCUGGGCGGAUGGGUGUUUCGCAUGCUCACCUUGCCCGCACUCGUUGGUAUGCUUCUGGUCGGAAUUAUCUAUAAGAACGUCGGCCUCAUCGAAAUAGAUAACCAAUACAAGGACUUCGUGUCAAUCUUGAGAAAAAUAGCGUUAGUGGUAAUAUUUACGAGAGCGGGUUUGGACUUGGACCCAGUAGCGUUGAAAAAAUUAUACUGUAGAGUGUUGUUCCUUGCUCUCAUUCCGUGGUGUACCGAAGCAGCCGUAAUCGCGGUGACUGUUCACUAUCUAUUGAGUUUACCUUGGAAAUUCGCUAUACUUUGCGGAUCGAUUAUCGCUGCCGUGGCUCCAGCUGUAGUAGUCCCUUGCCUAUUUCGUUUGCGAACGAAGGGUUACGGUGUGGCCAAAGGGAUCCCGACGUUGAUCAUAGCAGUCGCUGGGAUUGAUGACGCCGCAUCCGUCAUAGCUUUUGGAGUUGGCACCAGCAUGAUUUUUGGAAAAAAUUCAGUUAGUUAUAAUUUAAUGUUAAGUCCAGUAUCAAUAGCAGUUGGGAUAUUGUACGGUGUAGUUUGGGGUUACAUUGUUAAAUAUGUUCCAGAACGAACUGAUCCUUACGUGGUACCACUGCGCAUUUUAAUGUUGACUGGAGGUGGAUUAUUAGCUGUAUUGGGUUUUGAAGGUGCACAUUUGGAAGGCGCAGGUCCAUUAGCUGUGAUCAUCUCAUCGUUCACAUCAAUUUAUUUUUGGACUAAACAAGGGUGGAAUAUUGAAGAUAACCCAGUGGCCACGGCUUUUGAAAUAUUUUGGAUGAUUUUCGAACCAAUACUGUUUGGAUUGACAGGCACACAAAUUAUACUCAAUCAACUUGACCUGGCAUUCGUAACGGCAAUUGUUAUGUGUGUCGCCAUCGCUUUUGUGUCACGGAUUUUAAUAACGAUCAUAACAGCGUCUGGGAGUUCUCUGAAUUUUAAAGAAAAACUGUUUAUCUCAUUAUCGUGGAUGGCCAAAGCAUCUGUUCAAGCCGCUCUGGGUCCGGCCGUACUGGAGAUUGCCAAGGAAGAUCAAGACAGAGAAUACUCCCAGACGAUCGUGAUGGUGUGCAUCAUCUCCAUCCUGUUAACUGCCCCUGCGGGUGCGAUCAUCGUCUCUCUGUCCGGCCCCAAGCUGCUGACCAAGGCCAAGCCCAGCAACGAACAGUGGCGCCGUGGGCCCAGACCUUCGAUCCGAGAUAUCACGCUGAACAGCGAGGACGAGGAUAACGGCACCAGCGUAAGCAACGAUCGGGCUCAGGAGUGCGACGGGGUGAAAACGGACUGCACGGCCGAGAUCCAGAGCGAAAAGAUUUGA
Molecule: messenger RNA, 1686 nt
Organism: Macrosiphum euphorbiae (potato aphid)
Lineage: Eukaryota; Metazoa; Arthropoda; Insecta; Hemiptera; Aphididae
Source: the annotation of a GenBank genome assembly